GGCAAGGAAAGAGAGAGUGAGACGGGGAGGGAGGAAAGAUCAGACCUCCCCUUUAACCUGUGGCAGCAGUAGCAGCGUUCUUGAUCCAUGACAGUGAAACAGCAAGUGCUUAGUGUCCAUAAGUCUGUGAGAUUCAUCUGGAGGAUUCAGCAUCCACGCUAAACUACCAGAUGUGAAGAGAUAUUAUGAGGAAGCCAUUAGAGACUCUGGACCCUGCAAGGAAUCGGGGAGUAUAUUGUUCCUGUCAGGUUUAAGUAGAGUGGGCGUGUGAUCAUGUCCGGCGCUCCAUAGAUUUCAGACCAUCGGACCCCCAAGCUGCCCGUCAACCAUGGAUCCAACGUUCCCCAGUGUCAAACUGGGGUCAGAUUGCACCCCUCUGCAGCGGAACAGCAAGCGCCAUCAAGUGCAUCAUGUCAGGAGGAAACUACGUCCUUCUCGUAUUUUUGGUUUUAUCCUGAGCAUCUCUGCCCUCUCAUUGUUCCUGUCUUGGAGUGCCUUUACUUUCACUUUGGGCCCAUUCCCAAGAUGGACGCCACUCACCUCUCUCACCAACCAUGAUGGACUUGCAGAGCCAGUGCCACACAGAACUGUCCUAUCUUCCGACGAAGAGCGCAAUGUUUCGGCAGAUGCGCCCAUCGCUAUGGCCUCGUCCGAUGAGCACAAGGGAGACUAUCCAGAGGAUCUGUUCACACUGGAGGAGAGGAGGCAAGGUGCAGUCAUGCUGCAUAUGUUCGGCAUGAUGUACAUGUUCAUUGCCCUUGCUAUCGUCUGCGACGAGUUUUUUGUCCCUGCUCUCACCGUAAUCACAGAAAAAGUGGAGAUCUCGGAUGACGUAGCGGGUGCCACUUUCAUGGCUGCUGGAGGCUCUGCUCCCGAGCUCUUCACCUCUGUGAUCGGUGUGUUCGUCUCACACAGCAACGUGGGCAUCGGGACCAUUGUGGGUUCUGCUGUCUUCAACAUCUUGUUCGUCAUCGGGAUGUGCGCUCUCUUUUCACGCGAGAUCCUCAACCUCACCUGGUGGCCUCUGUUCAGAGAUGUCAGCUUUUAUAUCAUUGGACUAAUUAUGCUUAUUGUUUUCUUCCUGGAUAACUACAUUACCUAUGUCGAGAGCAUUGGACUGUUACUCUGUUACGCAAGCUAUGUCACUUUUAUGAAGUACAACAUGACUGUAGAGACUGCAAUCAAGACUAAAUUAUUCAGGAAUCAAGUGGAUGACAUUGAAGCACCUCCUAAGGUUAUCAGUGCGGGAGAUGAUGAGAAUAAACUCUCGGCUAAACCCCGCCUCCAGAGAGGAGGAAGCUCCGCAUCCCUCCACAACACUCUCAUGAGAAACAGCAUCUUCCAGCUAAUGAUUCACACUCUCGAUCCUCUCAGCGGCGGGAGGUUCAAGGAGAAGGCAUCAAUUCUACACAAGAUUGCAAGAAAAAAGGGACAAGAUGAGGCAAAUGGUGUUGUUGACAAGAAUCUUCCCAACAGCACUAAUGUGGAGGUUGAAGUCACUCCACCUAUGAAUGGCAGUGCUGGAGCUGAGGCUGAGAAGGAGGAGGAAGAUGAAGACCAGCCUCUGAGCUUGGCUUGGCCAGACACACUGAGGAAGCAAGCAACAUACCUCUUCAUCUUCCCCAUCGUCUUUCCAUUGUGGCUGUCACUGCCAGAUGUCCGCAGAGAUGUACGUUUGAGUUUUUUUUUACAUCCAUUUACAUUUUUAGGUUUACAAUUUUUUCAGUACAAUGUUUACAAAUUUCUCCCACAGGUUGGUGAGACUAUUGGAAUCACAGAAGAGAUCAUGGGUUUGACUAUUCUAGCGGCUGGUACCUCCAUUCCUGAUCUCAUCACCAGUGUUAUUGUUGCCCGGAAGGGUCUCGGCGACAUGGCCGUCUCCAGCUCAGUCGGUUCCAACAUAUUUGACAUCACUGUGGGCCUGCCUUUUCCAUGGUUGGUCUUUUCAAUCCUGAACGACCUGACUCCAGUGACCGUGAGCAGCAACGGCCUGUUCUGCGCCAUCGUUCUGCUCUUCCUCAUGCUCCUCUUCGUCAUUAUCUCCAUCGCUGUGUGCAAGUGGAAGAUGAGCAAGCUGCUGGGUUUCUUCAUGUUCCUGCUCUACUUUGUGUUCUUGGUGGUCAGCGUAAUGCUGGAGGACAAGAUCAUCAUCUGCCCGGUCUCUAUUUGAUUCCUUUAUCGUACACGCCCUUGUUCUUUUUCUGGGAACAGACCCUUAUUUAUUGGGCAUCCGAAUGAUAACAUGAGAGCUUGACCGCAGCUGCGCUGUGGCACUGCAUCUUUAUAUCCACCGAAGUCUGAGUAGCAGGGCUUUCCAAGCAGUAGUUUUGUUAUGGGAAAGUAGUGCAAUAUUCUGUUUGCACUCUCAAAAGCAGUACAUGUAGACUUGAUGUACUGUAGAUUUUAGCCAUUUUUAAUACGCUGUAUGAAGAGGACAGACUUUAAGAACAAGGAGACACAACAUCCAAUGAGGAGGUGGACAUCUAUGGGGAGUGUCCACAGACUCAGGAAAAGACCUUUGGUGAAAAUAUGCAAUAAUAAAUCGAUCACGAUCCUGGGACUGUGCUUUAAAGCUCACAAUAACUUGAAAUGAAGGACGAAACAAAGCUUUAUAUUUGCUUUGCCUGAACGCUGGUCCUUUCUGAUUGUUACUUGAGCAUUUUCAUUUGGAGCAUAUCAUAUAUUUUAUUAAAUAGACUUGUAGACGUAGUCAGAAGUCUAUUCUUAACAAAAUAUUUAGGACAAAAUUUAAGAUUUAUGUUGUCGAAUUGUAUAUAACACUUCUGUCCAUUUGGAUGACAAAGUUUUAACAAACUAAUAAACUUCAUGUAAUGCAUAUGAGAGUUAUUAUAGGUUAACUAAAACGGCAACGACAAAAAUAUUUU
This is a messenger RNA of Sinocyclocheilus grahami, 2885 nucleotides long. RefSeq names its product solute carrier family 24 member 2 (gene slc24a2b). The record is from RefSeq and is a predicted model, not a curated record. The transcript has 10 exons. Bases 329 to 2170 code for a protein of 613 amino acids. NCBI's taxonomy places the organism in Eukaryota, Metazoa, Chordata, Actinopteri, Cypriniformes, Cyprinidae. Gene Ontology annotation, biological process: long-term synaptic depression; long-term synaptic potentiation; calcium ion transmembrane transport. Gene Ontology annotation, molecular function: calcium channel activity; calcium, potassium:sodium antiporter activity. Gene Ontology annotation, cellular component: plasma membrane.